AUGCAGGCCCCUGCGGUGGCGGAGUCGGCGGCUGAUGAGGACUACCACCGCCGUGGAGGCACCCAGAAAGGUAGACUUUCUAAGAAAGGAAAUUUAUCAUCUUCCAGUGGUUGUAAUGAAGCGAAGUUGACUUUUUGUGAUGACGACUGGGAUUCCUUGGCACUAGGACAGAAAGCUGACGACAGUGAAAUCCGAAGCCUUGACAGCGUCGACCUGGAGCCGUCUGCUCCCGCGAGUCCAGACGGCAACAUGGAGAGCACGCGCGCUCCCUCCAGGGCGUCCGAGGACAGUCUCAGCUACGUUUUCUUGAAUGAAACAUACUCUAUCCAUUAUUCAGAGUCAAAACUGAAGGAUGAAAAUCUUAGUCUUUUAAAUUCAGAAUUAGAUUCUGAAAUGCAGAAAAGAGAGAUGUUUUUUGAUAUCUUGGAACAUAAAGUUGAUAAGAUUAUUGGCUUAGAAAGAGCCAAGGUUUCGGACGAUGAUGAUAAAGAACCUACCGAAGAUGUGCAGAGGCACGAAACCGAUGAAGACUCCCAGCUGGACUAUCUCAGCGCGGAAGAGCAGGAGUAUCUGAGCAGCCACUUAAAUUCUAAUCGGACAAAACCCCUGAACAUAUCUAGCCUGGAAGUUGCUGGGUUAAAUGAUGCAUGUUAUGAAGUUGAGCGUGCUAGCAGUCUAAAAGUUAAUGAUGUUAAGCUGAAAAGUUCUAGCAACUCUUUAGAUUUGGUUGAUGUUUAUGGACAAAGAGAUUCACCUCAUGUCUCCAAAUACCAGAAUUCUGUUAUGUUAAGAGACUAUCAUAAACCAAAGCACGAAAAUAAGGAACAAGACACGAGUUUAAUGUACCAUACAGUAUUUGGUGAAAUUUCACUAAGGAGUAGUUCUGAAAACCAGAAAUCUCUAUCUAAGAAUUCUUUCUUAAACCCUCAACAGGCAUUAAAAACCAAAAUUUAUACUGGCAAAAGCAAAUCUCAAGUCACGGAAAGUAAAGAGUUUUGUGGAGAUGCAACUGUUGAGAACAAAAUGUUUCAACACCUUGAAAACCGUAGCACGUCACCACAGGACAGAGCUCUAGAGACAUUACUACAGUGCUUUCAAGGUAGUCAGACUCCCUGUCCCUCCGUUGGUGGUGAUUCUGUCAUUUCUGCCUGUGAACAUUCACAGUAUGAAAGUCUGCCAGACACUCCUAACUCAGUCCGAGAUUUUUCUCUUACCUCACCAAGGAUUGGAGUUGAAGAUACUCAGACAAUAAAAGACAGCUCCCUAAAAGUUACUGAUGGCAGUGCCUCAAAUAAAACGUGCUUACACAGUGUGGAAGGAACACGUCCCCAAUCUGUGACAGAGGCGGCCGAGUGCACGGUCACCGUGAAUCAGACAGUGGAUGUCAGCACCGACUUCAGGGCUGGUUUCACAGCCAGCAGAGCGACCGGCGCCAGGCCUUCGGUAGUGUCUGUGUCCAGCAACACGGAGAUCACAAUGAUGAAUAAAAGACGCCCUGGGGAGGGGCAGAGGGCGAAACAAAGAAGCGUGGCUUGUAACACGGAUGGCUCACGUAGUCAUGACGACGAUGUGCCGACGGUGGGGACGAGAGCGUCACUGGGAAAAUCCCUCUCAGUUAACAGUAUAAAACCAAAUGGAAGUUUUCUAAGUAAGGAUUCCCUGGAAUUAAGAAAAGCACUUGCUGUUACAGACUUAAAGGAACAUCCUGAGAGGGAACCUCAACUUUCUAAAGAAAUGGAGAAGACUUUGCCACAAGAGUGCUGCCAGAAAACACUGCAGAGAGCCGUCAGGGCCGAGUCCCACCUCUUAGAUGUCCACUAUCAGAUGUGUCAGCGCCACUGCAGUGACAUCUACAAGCUUGUGAUGGAAAGUAGGGGAGGGUUAAAUAGGAAUUUUUCAACUAAUCCUAUCAAAAAGGAAUUAGGAUCAGCACUGCUGUCUGUUUUGGGAGACUUGAAAGUGAAGUAUGUGGGUUUGAAAGAGAAGAUAAGCAGGGGCACACCGCUGGACGAGCUGCCCCCGCUGGCCGUCGAGUCCAAGUUGUUGUCCGCCUUCUCCGCCUUUGCUGCCAGGCUAAUGAAAAAAGAAUCACAUGUCUUUUCAGGAGCAGAUUCUGAACUAGAUAGUCAAAGUAUAUGUGAUGUUGACAUUUCUUCAAGCCUAAAAAAAACUCUCUCUCAAGUGGCUUUGUUAUCUGACAGUAGUCAUCCUAAACAAGGUGCCUCACCCGAGGAAGAUGGUUUAAAAAGUGGUGAUCUAGGUGGAUACUUCAGUAAACUGAAACUCGAUGACAAAGAUAACAAAAACUCUCAAGAAGUAAGUGAAGACUGGUUUGAUGCUAAAGAGAACCUGACAGGAGUUGAUUGCUCAGGAAUACAGGAAAGUCAAAUAGAGCAAGAUGGACAGAAUCCGAAGUUUACACCAGAAAUUCAGAAUGUUGAACCCUCACAAAGAGUUAAAGGUUAUUUGGUACAUGUUGGUGGUCUCUGCCCUUCAGUAUCUGAGGCUGAUAUAAGAUCCCAUUUCCAGAAAUAUCAAGUUUCUGAAAUUUCGGUUUAUGAUUCUUCUAAUUACAGAUAUGCAUCUCUUGCUUUUAAAAACAACAAUGAUGCAAAGUCUGCUGCAAAAGAAAUGAAUGGGAUAGAAAUAAAUGGGAAAUCAGUCAAUGUGCGACUUAUAAAAAGUCCUGGAGAAUGUACAUCACCACUGUCCUCCAAAAAUGGAAAGAGAAUUAGUUUGAAUAAUUGGGAGAAAAACACCAACAAAGAAGUCAACUCAGCUUCGUCUGUUUCUAGAUUGCCCAGAACUAGGCCCAGGCACCUGGGAUCUGAGCAAGACAGGGAGUCAUUCCAUUUCGACCAGGAGGGUGUCAAGAUGAAGAAUUGUAAGCAGAUCGACUCCACUGAAUUACUACACAACACGCCUAUUCGGUUCAUACCCCCAAAUACAUUGAACCUGCGCAGCUUUACCAAGAUCGUGAAGAGACUCGCUGAACUGCAUCCGGAUGUCAGCAGAGAUCGUAUUAUAGAUGCUCUUCAAGAAGUAAGAAUGAGUCAUAAAGGUUAUCUGAAUGGCUUGUCUCUUAAUACUAUUGUGGAAAUGACUUCAUCUGUUUUGAAAAACUGUGCUUCCAAUUAGGAAUAAAAGAAGUAAUAAGAGAAUCUCCGUGGGAAGCACGAGUUCCCUCCGACAGAGGACGCUCUGCAGCACGUAGGGAAGACUGUGGAACCCUGAGAUGAUGUGAUUCGAUAAGUUUGGUUAAAUGGGUUUUGGAAUAAGUGUAUUUUUAAGCUUCCAAGAUAAUUACUGCUGACACAUACAUUUAGUGCAUUUUCACGGCCACUGUGAGUCCCUUAGAGGCGCUGUCCCCGUCCUCACCAGGAAGAGGGGCCUACCGUGCUCCGGUGAAGUGCUUGCGUUUCUGUUCUCAUCUUCCUAUCGAAGUUGCAAACAGAAUCGUAGAUGGUGGCGAUCGUAUUGUAAACUCAAUGCACACGUUUAUCACCCAGAUUUAAAGUACUUCGCUUUAA
This is a messenger RNA of Molossus molossus (Pallas's mastiff bat), 3530 nucleotides long. It is a transcript of the gene RBM44, whose product is annotated as RNA binding motif protein 44. The coding region runs from base 1 to 3138 and encodes 1045 amino acids. Lineage: Eukaryota; Metazoa; Chordata; Mammalia; Chiroptera; Molossidae. Gene Ontology annotation, molecular function: RNA binding. The record is from RefSeq and is a predicted model, not a curated record. The transcript is spliced from 15 exons.